Molecule: messenger RNA, 4193 nt
Organism: Mugil cephalus (flathead mullet)
Lineage: Eukaryota; Metazoa; Chordata; Actinopteri; Mugiliformes; Mugilidae
Gene: slc44a5b
Product: solute carrier family 44 member 5b
Exons: 23
Coding region: 182-2344 (720 amino acids)
Biological process (GO): transmembrane transport
Cellular component (GO): membrane
Molecular function (GO): transmembrane transporter activity
Source: RefSeq, a predicted model, not a curated record
UGACGCUCAGCUGCGUGGCCGAAGCAUCCUCAGACCAAGAGCCCAAGACCUCUCCAGGUUCCUGUGUUUAUUUCACGACGGGACUGCUGGCAGACAUUAAAACAACUGGGGGUUCAGCUCGACUCUCAUAUGCGGUCUCCAAAACCAAGACGACGGUGCUGCAUCUGUCCUACCAAGUGCCAUGGCUAGAAAAACGGACGUCCCCUCGCCUUACUAUGGUGAACCAUGCAAGUUUGACCCAAACUUCAGAGGGCCUGUUCAGAAAAGGAGCUGCACUGAUGUGGUUUGCUGUAUUAUCUUCGUCAUUGUCAUCCUCGGCUACAUCGUGCUCGGUACCGUGGCCUGGAUCCAUGGUGACCCCAGGAAGGUCAUCUAUCUAACCGACAGCCACGGACAGUUUUGUGGCCAGCAGAACACUCCCAAUGCAAACAAAGCCAUAUUAUUCCAUUUCAACAUGCUGAAAUGUGCCAGUCCUGCAGUUUUAAUUAACCUCCAGUGCCCUACAACCCAGCUCUGUGUCUCCAAGUGUCCUGACAGAUUUUCAACUCUCCUGGAUGCAAGGAAUACCAAAACCUGGGACUAUUACAAGCAGUUCUGCAAGCCGGGCUUUGAGAUUGGCAGUAAGUCAGUUGCAGAUGUCAUUCGAGAUGAGGACUGCCCAUCUAUGAUUGUGCCAAGUCGACCUUUCCUACAGCGGUGCUUCCCCGAUUUCAUUAGCAGAAAUGGAAAUCUGACUGUAGCCAAUCAGACCUUCUUCAAAGAUGGUGACAAUAAGCAGAGGAGUAUCAACGACCUCAAAGAAGCUGCCAAGGGUACCAACACUGCACCCAGAGAGUUCUGGACAGAUAUUGCAGGAGGUAUUGCCAAUCUGCUGAAUGCCAAAGAGGUUGGCAUGAAGAUCUUUGAAGAUUAUGCAAAUUCAUGGAUCUGGAUUCUCAUAGGUCUGGUAAUAACCAUGGUAGUCAGCCUGAUAUUUAUCCUGCUGCUGCGCUUCACUGCUGGUAUUCUACUGUGGCUCAUCAUCGUUGGUGUCAUCAUUGCAGUCGGCUAUGGUAUCUGGCACUGUUACUGGGAGUACAGUAGUCUGAAAGGGAAGCCAGGUUCUGUCGCCACCAUCACUGACAUUGGCUUCCAUGCAGACUUCAGCAUCUACCUUCAGCGUAGCCAGACGUGGCUCAUCUUCAUGAUCUUGCUCUCUGUGAUUGAGGCAGUCAUUGUGAUUAUGCUGGUAUUUCUGAGGUUGAGGCUGCGCGUCGCUAUUGCACUGCUGAAGGAGGGAAGCAAGGCCAUCAGCUACAUCAUGUCCACUCUCUUCUACCCUGUCAUCACCUUUUUCCUCCUGGCCAUCUGCAUUUCCUACUGGGCUGUCAUAGCAGUUUUCUUAGCAUCAUCUGGUAGUGCGGUCUACAAGGUCACACCUGCUGACGAUCACUGCAUGUAUGCAAACCUCACAUGUAAUCCCGAGACCUUCAGUAACACCAACAUUACCAAAGUGUGCCCGGGGUCACAGUGCAUGUUCGCCUUCUACGGUGGGGAGAGUUUGUAUCACCGCUACAUCUUAGUCCUUCACCUGUGUAACCUUUUCGCGUUCCUCUGGCUGGUCAACUUUACCAUCGCGCUGGGCCAGUGCACCCUGGCCGGGGCCUUCGCCUCCUACUACUGGGCCCUGAAGAAGCCAAACGAUAUACCUGCCUGCCCCCUCUACUCCUCAUUUAGCAGAGCUAUACGUUAUCACACAGGUUCUUUAGCCUUUGGGUCUCUGAUCCUUGCUGUGGUGCAGAUGGUCCGCAUUGUUCUUGAGUACCUGGACCACAAACUGAAAGGUUGUCAUAAUGCCCCCGCUCGCUUUUUCCUUUGCUGCCUCAAAUGCUGCUUCUGGUGCCUGGAACAUUUCAUCAAGUUUAUAAACAGAAAUGCAUACAUUAUGAUAGCAAUAUAUGGAAAGAACUUCUGCACAUCUUCCAAGGACGCGUUCUUCCUCUUGAUGAGGAAUGUUGUGCGGGUGGCUGUCCUGGACAAGGUGACAGACUUUCUGCUGUUCUUGGGAAAACUGCUUAUUUCAGGAAGCGUCGGUGUUCUCGCAUUUUUCUUCUUCUCGCGUAAAAUACCAUUUUUUCAAGAGGAGGUGCCAUCACUAAAUUACUUCUGGGUGCCCCUUGUGACUGUCGUAUUUGGAUCCUACAUGAUAGCGCAUGGCUUCUUUAACGUCUAUGCCAUGUGUGUGGACACGUUGUUCCUGUGCUUUUUGUGGGACCUGGAGGUGAACGACGGCUCACCGCGCCGGCCCUUCUACAUGAACAAAACCUUGAGGAAGAUCCUCAACAAGAGGAACCAUAAGCGCUAGAGACAAGACGAGAGAUGAGCAAAGGACAAAGACUGAAGCCGAAGCAGGGUACAAACUAAUGUGGAAAGAAAAAAACGUGCCAAAUGUAAUGUUAGUGUACGUUCCAAGUAGCAACUGUACACUAUAACAUACCAACUGUAGAUAAGUGAUUUUAUAGAAGAGUCACACUGAGUUACUGUAAAUAGUAAUUUGUAUAAUGUACUGUUACAACCUCAGCCACGGUCAUUCUACACAUUUAGUUCCUAUUGGAACAAGUUAUUUAUUAUGGGGACUGUGGUGACCUCAGCUUUUAUUGUUCUUUUUAAUGUCCUGUAGUUGCCGAAGUUCACCACUUGGUGGUGCCAGGCAUCACCAGAUGUGCUGCGGGGUUGAGGUGUGAACACCCGCGGGGUUUUUAUCCAUGAAAUGGCCAAACAUCAGUUUACUUGUGUCUUAUCACGGUUUUUGACCUAAGUGUCUCACAUUGAGAAACAUAUGCACCACUCAGUGUUCACUGUUUUCAUAUUUAACCGGCAAGGACAUAAUGACAUGGCAGUUCAGAGUGCGUCACUCUUAAGUGCUUUUUUCUUAGGAUUGCCAUGACUGUCUAUAUAAUGUGUACAUAUAUAUAUAGUGUGUGUAUGUAUGUAUAUAAAUGUAUGUGUAUGUGUGUGUGUUUUUUUGUUUUUUUUUAAAGGGAUGUUUCCCAGCCAGAAAUUUAUAUUUUUUUUCUCUAUAUGCAAAACCUUAGAGAUGUGCUCAUUCUUUCCUCUUUUAACUUGCUGCUGAUAUGAACAUAUGUAUCUGUGACUCUGAGGGCAAUGCAGUGAGACUGAUGACAGUUAUUCUAACCAUUACAUAGCAUAAGACUGAAAAGCAAUAAUAAUAGUUAGUGAAAGGCUAUGAGACACAGGUAAAGUAGAUUUUUCUCUCCAAGUCAAAAUUCAGGGAAUAAAGACGCCAAUGCAGUGUUUUGCUUUUAGUGCACUUUUUGUUAUGGAUUUUUAGUUAUGGGUGAGAUGAAUGAGCGGCGCAGCUGUUGACAGAUUCACACUGUGUCCUUGUAUUCUCCCGACACCAGACCUUCAGUGAGGUUUCUUGGAUGACGUCGGGAGAUGCUCACCGUUAGAUCUUGUAGGAUCUGACUCAUGCUUGCGAGUCUUUGUGCUGUGUUUGUUGGCCCUGACAGCCUGCCCUCAUGGUGCCUUUGAGUGACAGCACCUCCAGACUCACACACCCCCUGUCCCCAUUUGAGCUGAGCGUGCCCGAACACGCGCGACGUAACCAUUCAGUAAAAGCAAAACAACUCAGCUUGUGUAUAUGAAAGAAGGCAAACGAUGCAUGUAGUGUGCAGUAGGGCAUAUUAUUACACAUGUGGCGUGUUGUUGUCUUUUUUUAAUUCUGAAUAACUGCAAUACUGGCAGUGUAAUUUUACUAUUUUUUGCCCAUGUAGCUCAGAUUUGGUUUCAUUCCCACCGGGGUGAAUACCUAAGAUCUGAUAAGUGAAGUAAAAGCAGUGUUUUUAUAUGCCUUCUCCUCCCUCCCAUGUCUGGAAAUUAGAUUCUUUUGGCCAACCACAGUCAACAAGUAGAUACAAGUUAAACUCUCUCUUCAUAUAAAGUGAAUCCCACUGUACAGAUGCGGUGCUCUAACCUGUCGACAGAAAGAUGAGCAAUACUUAAACUGUUAUACUUAUUGUGUCUCAUUUGUCAAGAGAUUCGACAGCAUAAUUACAUGUCAUAUAUUUGUUCGUGCAGUUAAUGUUGCAUGUGUUGUUUAAUAUAAAAUAUUACCGGUGUGUGUACCGUCGUCGGUCAGAUAUAAAUGUGUUUUGUUACUCCUGCUUUUAUUAAUAAAAAACUCUACUAUG